Molecule: messenger RNA, 4477 nt
Organism: Cebus imitator (Panamanian white-faced capuchin)
Lineage: Eukaryota; Metazoa; Chordata; Mammalia; Primates; Cebidae
Gene: WBP1L
Product: WW domain binding protein 1 like
Exons: 4
Coding region: 510-1547 (345 amino acids)
Source: RefSeq, a predicted model, not a curated record
UCAGACCAGUGGAGCUCUUUUCAGCUUUAGAGACUUGAUUUAUGUACCCCGGAGCUGCUUAGAGCCAAGGGGUUGCAGCAGCCUGCUCCCAUCUGCAGCUCCCACUGUCUUCCCACAGUGGGCUCUGGCUCUAGGUGGGUCCAGGGCUGGGCAUCGUGGGUCGGCAGCACAUCCUCCUCAGUAUUCCAGCGCAGCUGUCUGAAGUUUUUCUGCUGCGCCUGAACUGAUGUCAUUUCCCCCUUGGCAGACAGCUUCGGCUUAGCUGCGUCUGAGAUAUGUCACGAGAAGGUGGGGGUGGGCCAGAGCCAGGCGGGGGGAGUAGCAAGGAGAGCAGGAGGCAGUGUGCCUGCUUGGUCCCAGGACUCUGUUUACUUUGUCUGCUUUGCUAAGGAAGGCCAGUGAACCAGGACCGCCGCGCACACAGGCCCACCAGGGGCAAUGCUCAUUCCAAGACCUUAACUUUUAAGAGCCUUUUGUUCCAACGUUAGUGUGGACGAUGCUCUUGCAGGAUGCCUUUCCUUUUGGGUCUUAGACAGGAUAAGGAAGCCUGUGUGGGUACCAACAAUCAAAGCUACAUCUGUGACACAGGACACUGCUGUGGACAGUCUCAGUGCUGCAACUACUACUAUGAACUCUGGUGGUUCUGGCUGGUGUGGACCAUCAUCAUCAUCCUCAGCUGCUGCUGUGUCUGCCACCACCGCCGAGCCAAGCACCGCCUUCAGGCCCAGCAGCGGCAACAUGAAAUCAACCUGAUCGCCUACCGAGAAGCCCACAAUUACUCAGCGCUGCCAUUUUAUUUCAGGUUUUUGCCAAACUAUUUACUACCUCCUUAUGAGGAAGUGGUGAACCGACCUCCAACUCCUCCCCCACCAUACAGUGCCUUCCAGCUACAGCAGCAGCAGCUGCUGCCUCCACAGUGUGGCCCUGCAGGUGGCAGUCCUCCAGGCAGCGCUGAUCCCACCAGGGGAUCCCAGGGGGCACAGAGCAGCCCCUUGUCUGGCCCCAGCAGAAGCAGCACAAGACCCCCCAGCAUCGCUGACCCUGAGCCCUCUGACCUACCAGUUGACCGAGUAGCCACCAAAGCCCCGGGGAUGGAGCCCAGUGGCUCUGUGGCUGGCCUGGGGGAGCUGGACCCAGGAGCCUUCCUGGACAAGGAUGCAGAGUGUAGGGAGGAGCUGCUGAAAGAUGACAGCUCUGAACCUGGCAGCGCACUGCCCGACAGCAAAGAGAAGACGCCCGGGAGACAUCGCCGCUUCACGGGUGACUCGGGCAUUGAAGUGUGUGUGUGUAACCGGGGCCACCACGACGAUGACCUCAAAGAGUUCAACACCCUCAUCGACGAUGCUCUGGAUGGGCCCCUGGACUUCUGCGACAGCUGCCAUGUGCGGCCCCCUGGUGACGAGGAGGAAGGCCUCUGCCAGCCCUCUGAGGAGCAGGCUCGAGAGCCUGGGCACCCACACCUGCCACGGCUGCCUGCAUGCCUGCUUCUGAAUACCAUCAACGAGCAGGACUCUCCCAACUCCCAGAGCAGCAGCUCCCCCAGCUAGAGCAGGCCCUGCCAGCACCCAGGAACUCGGCAAAGCAACCAGGGUAGGGGAGAACCACGAGAGAAGCAUUAAAUGACUUUCAGAGACUUUCAGAGGACAGCCACCUGGUUCCUUUUUUUUGUUUGUUUUCCUUCUCUCCUGCAUUUUCCUCCAUCACCAGGUACAGUUCGAGGUGUGGAUGCCUCCCCCCAACAAGGGCACAGUGUUGUAGAGCGCUGAGUUGGUUCUGGGACUCAUUCCUCAUCUCCCAACUCCAUCCCCUUUCUUUAAAGUCAAAUCUCACCUACCUACCUGAGUCAGAGAGAUGGGAAGAGAAAUGUGUUUUUAAAGCCCCCAAGGAAGGAGGCUGGAACUGUGCCCUGACAUGAUUCUUGGUGAUGGAGUAGGUUUGUGCUCUGAUUCUAGUUUAAGAGAACAUCACUGUGUCUCAGUCCAGGAGAGGCAGCCCAUCUUGGCCCUGGAUGAAGAAGGAAGCCCACAGAGGCCCAGGGCUUGUCACUGGCUGCAGCAGCUGCCGAGCCAGCAUUGAGCAAACCCUGUGGACGGAUGAGAGCUGCCAGGCCUUUGUAUGAUAGGUUGGUAGGGGGCUGGUUGAUCUGCCAAAUUCCAGGUGACAAGAUCGACGCACCCCAUGUGUCCUUGAGGGGCCUCUUCUCCGGCGAUCUGCAGGCUGGUUCUGGUGUGAAAGAUUAUACUGCCUUUUCUUCUGUUUUUUGUUUUGUUUUGUUUUGUUUUUUUCCUCUAAAAACAAACAACAAAAGACAGCUGAAGAUAAGAACGUCACCGGUGGGCAGGCAAAAUUCUCUUCUGGAAAAUGACGUUUGUGGCUCUUUCCCAAGUUGGGCUUCAAAGAGCCUGGCUGCUGUUGAGCCAGAAGGAGAUGUCUCGUGUGAAGGCUCUCGGAGCUUCUGUGAGCAGGAGGCCCUAAGCCGCAGCCGUGGAUAGAGUGCUGCUCUCUGCCUCUCUGCCCUUUGGUCUGUGUCCACAGGUGACCCGUGUCAGCCUGCGUCCCAAACACACACUCUGCGACCCUUCAUGUCUCACUGUUCCAUAUGAGGAAACAGCAGACUGAGGAAGCGAUGACCCCUGAGAAAGGGCCUCUGUAGCCUGGCUCUCACGCAGUAUUUUGUCUUUGAUUCUGAAUACAUAUUUCUGUGGUUGUUUUUUUUUUUUUUUGAACUGACCACUUGGAAGAAAUACCUUGGUUAUCUGUGGUUUUCAUGCCUUGUCCCUGCCUCUGCCCUCACCCCUUUUGAGUUGGGUGACUCAUUUUUCUUUGUGGAGACUCGGCAGCCCAGGCAGGAGGUGAAAGCGGCCGUCCGGAAGGCCCUGAGGACCCCCGUGCCUGUUGCUCGGCCUUAAGUCACCAGCUGAGCUGUGAUAGGAAAAUCUGAUUGGAGGCAGCCAACAGCCAAAACGAACAUUCCCCUCCCAGCCCUGUGCAUAUGAAGUGUCUGUUUUUUCUCCCAACUCUUGAACGAUGAUGAUACUCAGAUGAACCAUUGAUGUUAUGGAAGAAGGAAAGAAAAAAAAAUAUAUAUAUAUAUAUAUUUUUUGGACAUAUAUAUAUAUAUGUCCGAAAACAGACAAAUCCAAGGCUGUGAGGUAAAUGAGUGUCUGCAUUUGGAUUCCACAAAACCAAAAUCCAUGUUGAACAGUGAAGUCUGUACAAAGUGACAUUUUGGGUGAGCUGUGUGUAUCUGUCUGUUGUGUGUGAGCCUGAGCCCUGUUUUCCUGUGGAGAUACUUUGAGUGGCAUUCUCCCCACGUGAACCACACAUCUGGAGCACAGAUGGCUGUCUCUAGGUAACUGAUCUUACAUAUUUACUGCUUACGGAACAAAUGUCUGACAGUGUGCUUGCGUGUAUUCGCAGCAUUGUCAACUGCAGGCUGCUGUGUUUGCCAGAGAUACUGUGCUCGAAGUAGAGGUUUUACUCUACGCAUCACUGCGAUUUGCACAUUGCUCCGUGGACACUCAGAGGCCUGCAUUCUGUUCCCUGUAAAUGGAGGUGUGCUCUGAGCCUGCCUGCCUCCCUCGGCUGCUGCUGGUCCUCGGUACCAGCCCCCGGGGGUGUCCAUAACCACUUGGGACAGAAGAAGGUGGAAUUUCAAACAGAAGCUUGAUUGGGUGUUCAAGGACAGGCCUGGACUAGCUGUGGCCCAGACGUCAGCCCUGCCCAGAAUUGCCAGGAGGAGGCUUUGUGGGCACCGGAGGAACUGCAGGGCCUGCCUCCCUCUGCUGAGCCCAGCAGGCACAAGCGAGCUGGCUUGUGGCCAGAGGUGGCUGGAGUGUGUCACGGCCCUCAGAUGCCUUUCCUUCCACCUUUUUUUUUUUUUUUUAAGAAUCCCAAAUAACUUACUGAAGUGUCUCAAAGGCAAACAAGUUUUACCAAAAGGAAUCCUUUUUCAGUUAAUAGAUCAAAUGGAUGAGUUCUGACCCUCUCAAGUUCCUUUCCCCAGUGAGAGUGGGGACCUGGUCGAAGGUUAACCGCGGGAUUCACUGCAGCAUGCUACCCUAAAGGCUGGAGAAGACAGAAAUGCAACCUGCGGAGCCGGGCUUGGUUCCCAAGUUGCAGUCUGGCCCCCGCUACAGGCUGCCCUGCUCAGAGAGAGAUUUAAUCGGGAGCUGAAGGAAUCGUUUGGGGGCCUGGGAGAUGUGGCUGAGGCUGGUUUUCCAGGUGAAUGAGACGGGGUUGGUGGAGGGUUUGGUGCUACAGCCAGUCGGAAGAUUUGCAAAUGCGAACACAUUCCUGUGUGAGGCACGUUACCCUUUGUCAGUUAUUGUGAAUAUGUGUAUUUUAAGCAAUAAGAUUCAGCUGGUCAGACUUUUCUGGGCAGUCUCGGUGACGCAUUUCCUGUGCUGUGAUUGUUCUGAAGACAGAGUGGCUCUAACCACUGUGAGAAGCCCAAAUAAAAAUUGAUCCCAAAAAC